ACUGCCUAGUGCGGAGUGAUAAGAUAAGACAGGCAGCUAAGGGAAAUGCCCCGCUAUGACAGGGACCUUAGUGCUUGGAAGCUCAAACAGUCAUGAUACAAGGCCAUGAUACAAGGCGCUUCCUUAACAACAUCAAAACUGCCCUAAAUAUCAAACAAUAGGAAAUCCUGUCUUACAAUUCUGCUGUUUUUUAUUUGACCCAGUACCUUUCUCCUUACCUAGGUUCAUAAGAUCCAGCCGUUUCGGUUGACUCCCAUCAUACCCUGUAAUUAAUUGUAACCAUUGAAACAGACAAAAGCAAGGAUCUCCACAGUCUGAUCUCCAGGUUGUGAAUCUAUCGUCGUUCCAUCCUAUAGGGCAAGGCUAGCCGAUCCAAAAAGCUUAGCUCUCUAGCCGUGGCCCCUUAUCCAUCGACCUUGCGAGAAUCUGACGUCGUUGCUAUCGCCAGCAUAACGGCGAGGUUACCUUCAUCAUGGAGCAGACCAAGGCUUUGAAUGCUCUAGAGCCAUAUCUAGCUCUCACGAAGUCCGCAGCCGCACCCCGAGCAGCAGCUGACCUAGUCACCCAAGCCACAUCCAACCCAAACACCUACGUAUUCGCCGAGCUUCUCCAAGCGCCUCACAUCCAGUCCCUUAGCCAGUCCCCCGAGUACGCAUCGUACCUCUCACUCCUCGAGAUAUUCUCCUUCGGCACAUUCUCCAGCUACACACAGCUCGCCGGAAAACUCCCCCAACUCAACGACGCCCAAACCCUCAAACUACGGCAACUCUCCCUCCUAACACUCGCCCGCGACCCCCACAACCUAAGCUACGCGACCCUACAACAAAGCCUCGGGCUUUCCGACUCCCGCGCCGUCGAAGACCUAGUGAUCUCCGCGAUCUACGCGGGUCUCAUCGAAGCACAGCUCGACCCGCGCCACCAGACCGUGCACGUCUCCAGCGUCUCGCCCCUACGGGAUCUAGCCCCCAACUCGCUCCCGUCUAUGCUCACAGCCCUAGUCACGUGGUCCGAUAGAUGCACGUCCACGCUCGCCGACCUAGAGGCCCAGGUCGCUCAGAUCAAGGACGAGGCCAAGAAGCGCCACGACGAGAAGACCGCCUGGGAGACGCGCGAGACGAAGCUCAUCGAGGAGCAGCGUAAAGCGGACUUGGUGUCUCCCCCGCAAGGAGGCGCACACGGUCGCGGACAAGGCCGGUACUUAGAUUCUGCGGUGGCGCGACUACGUGGCGGCCAGCGUAACAGCAAGCGUGGAAGUAGUAGCCUGGAUGUGGCUCAAGAUUCGGAUGAGGCCAUGGAUCUAGACGAGGAGGAGCCCGAUGAAGGGGAAAUCGUCGGUGCGGGAGCGGGAGCGUCAAGCGCUGGGAAGAAGCAGCGGGCGAGUCGUCGAAGACUUUAGGAGGUUUACAAGAGGGUUAACGAUUAACUCUUAUAUUACGUAUUGUUAUGAGUUGAUGAGUAGUGGUUUACGCAUUUUGAUGAACGCUAGGUUCUAGCUAUGGCUAGGGGAAUAUCCCCGAUAGGCUAGACUUGCAAAAGAGAAGUCUUACGAUGUCACAGGCAAAGGAAACCUACAAAGAACAUAUAGAUUAUGAUAGUGACAGUAACAGACGAACUACCUAUGCCUAGGUAAAUAAGAGACUAAAAUAAAGCAAGCUUACGAACUACGUUUAUGACACAGAAUGAAACUAGGCACUGGGCAUAUGGAAAUCAUAUGUAGAAUCAAUUGCAACCUGCCCAACCAUAAGGUUGACGACAGUCUUUGACUGCUUAGCUACUUUGAGUA
This is a messenger RNA of Daldinia decipiens, 1783 nucleotides long. RefSeq lists its product as uncharacterized. The transcript has 2 exons. Gene Ontology annotation, cellular component: COP9 signalosome. Lineage: Eukaryota; Fungi; Ascomycota; Sordariomycetes; Xylariales; Hypoxylaceae. The coding region runs from base 473 to 1396 and encodes 307 amino acids. The record is from RefSeq and is a predicted model, not a curated record.